This is a messenger RNA of Menidia menidia (Atlantic silverside), 1401 nucleotides long. NCBI's taxonomy places the organism in Eukaryota, Metazoa, Chordata, Actinopteri, Atheriniformes, Atherinopsidae. The record is from the annotation of a GenBank genome assembly.
AUGGAACGGCUGUGGUUUUCGUUGCUGUUGCUGGCAGCAGCAUGUAGGGGACAGCCGUGUCCAAAACGUUGCAUGUGCCAGAGCCUUUCUCCAUCGCUCGCUAUCCUGUGCUCCAAGACAGGCUUGCUCUUUGUUCCUGCUGCCAUUGAUCGACGCACUGUGGAACUAAGGCUUCAAGAGAACUUCAUCACAGCUGUCAGAAGGAAAGAUUUUGCCAACAUGACCAGUUUGUUACAUUUGACACUGUCAAGAAACACCAUCAGUCAAAUCCUUCCUUCAGCUUUCAGUGACUUGCGGCGGCUGAGAGCUCUCCACCUAGACUCUAACAGAUUAACUGUGAUCAAGGAUGACCAUUUCAAAGGACUGACUAACCUUCGCCAUCUGAUCCUGGCCAGUAACCAGCUUCACUCAAUAUCUAGCCAUGCCUUUGAUGACUUCCUGUCCACAUUGGAGGAUCUAGACCUCAGUUACAACAACCUGGCCCAGGUACCCUGGGACACAAUUGGGCGCCUAACCAAUGUCAAUACUCUCAAUAUGGACCAUAACCUCAUAGAGAAUGUUCCCCAGGGAGUAUUCACGAAUCUACACAAACUAGCCAGGCUAGACAUGACGUCCAACAAGUUGAAGAAAAUUCCCCCUGACCCGUUGUUUCUGAGAAUCCCAGUAUUUGCCAAGUCUAGAGGCUCCCCGCUAUCCUCGCUCGUGUUGAGUUUUGGUGGGAAUCCACUUCACUGUAACUGUGAACUUCUGUGGUUGAGGAGACUAACCAGAGAAGAUGACCUGGAGACAUGUGCCUCUCCUCCUGACCUCAGUGCCAAGUACUUCUGGACAAUCCCUGAAGAGGAGUUUAUUUGUGACCCGCCAGUUUUGACCCGUAAGUCCCCUCAGACUAUGGCUAUUGAAGGCCAGCAUGCCAGUUUGAAGUGCAAGGCCAAUGGUGACCCAGAGCCCGAAGUCCACUGGAUAAGCCCUGAGGGACGGCUUAUAUCUAAUGGCUCCAGAACGUUAGUUUUCCCCAAUGGAAGCCUGGAGAUCAAUGUCACCUCCUUGAAAGAUUCCGGAAACUUCACUUGCAUCGCCUCCAACACAGCAGGGGAAUCCACGGGAAGGGUGGAGUUGGUUGUCACUGCCGUGCCUCAUCUGGCAAACAGCACAAGCCGCAGCCGAGAUCCCUCAUCUGAGCCAGCGCCUUCUGACAUCCUGACCUCCUCCAAGGUUGCGCUUCCAAACAACGAGACAAGAGGGGCAGACAGGAGGGUCUCGUUGGUGGAGCUGACAGGAAACUCUGCCCUCAUUAGGUGGAUCAGUCAAACCCCUACAUCUGGAGUCAGGAUGUUCCAGGUCCAGUACAACAGCUCUGGAGAUGAUACACUGGUUUACAGGUCUGUCGCUCUGCACUAG